Rhinichthys klamathensis goyatoka is the source of this 1514-nucleotide messenger RNA. RefSeq names its product squalene epoxidase b (gene sqleb). Gene Ontology annotation, cellular component: endoplasmic reticulum; membrane. NCBI's taxonomy places the organism in Eukaryota, Metazoa, Chordata, Actinopteri, Cypriniformes, Leuciscidae. Bases 1 to 1425 code for a protein of 474 amino acids. Gene Ontology annotation, biological process: sterol biosynthetic process; cholesterol metabolic process. Gene Ontology annotation, molecular function: squalene monooxygenase activity; flavin adenine dinucleotide binding. The transcript is spliced from 11 exons. The record is from RefSeq and is a predicted model, not a curated record.
AUGACUGUGGAGCGAUCUAAUAAUACUACCAACACUGGAGAUUUUGUUGCCCCAGAACCUGAUGUCAUCAUUGUAGGGGCCGGUGUUUUGGGCUCCUCAUUGUCAGCGGUUCUUGGGCGAGAUGGACGCAAGGUUACAGUGAUCGAGAGGAAUCUUAGAGAGCCGGACAGAAUAGUGGGUGAAUUGCUACAGCCAGGUGGAUACUGUGCUCUCAAAAAAUUAGGCUUGAAAAAAUCAGUAGAAGAGAAGGAUGCACACAUUGUGAAUGGUUAUAUCAUCCAUGAUGUUGAAAGUAAGAUGGUUGUGGAGAUACCUUACUCACAAGAUCAGACUCAAUGUGGCCGAGCUUUCCACCAUGGUCGCUUUAUCACGGGUCUGCGUAGAGCUGCACUGGCGGAGCCAAAUGUGAGGUUCAUUGAAGGCACAGUAACAUACCUUGAAGAAGAAAAUGGCUGUGUCACAGGCAUCCAGUACAAGGACAAACAUUCUGGAAAAAUAAAGAGGUUACGUGCCCCUCUAACAGUGGUGGCAGACGGAUGUUUUUCAGAAUUCAGAAAGCGUUUGGGCUCGGAAAGGGUUCAAACCUGUUCCAACUUUGUAGGCUGCAUAAUGAAGAACUCUCCUCAGUUCAAGCCCAACUAUGCUGAACUAGUUCUGAGCUGCCAUGGACCGGUUCUGAUCUACCAGAUCUCCUCCAAUGACACACGUGUUCUGGUGGAGAUACAGGGACGUCUCCCCAAAAACCUGAGCCAAUGCAUGAUUGAGAAGAUCCAUCCGCAACUGCCAGAUCACUUAAAGGGGCCGUUUUUGUUGGCCGUACAAAAUAACCGUCUGAAAUCCAUGCCAGCGAGUUUUCUGCCAUCAUCACCUGUCAAUAAACCAGGAGUCUUGCUUCUUGGAGAUGCUUAUAACAUGAGGCAUCCUUUAACUGGCGGAGGGAUGAGUGUAGCACUCAAUGAUGUCAUGAUUUGGAGAAGUCUGCUUCAGAACGUUCCGGAUCUCAGUGACAACGCGGCCUUGUUGCAGGCUAAAAAGAAAUUCCACUGGGAGCGGAAGGUGUCUCAUUCAUUUGUGGUGGAUGUUCUAGCACAGGCACUGCAUGAGUUAUUUGCAUCAAAAGAUGAUUCAAUAUUAUAUCUUCGAAGAGCCUUCUUGUGUUAUUUUCAGCUGGGAGGGGAGUGUGUCUCUGGGCCAGUUGGACUGCUGUCUGUGCUGAACCCCCGCCCCUUGACACUGAUUGGUCACUUCUUUGGUGUUGUAUUGUACGCGGUCUACUUAAACAUCAGGGCAGAGGUAAGACAGGACAGAGCAGGAGUGCUGCUGAGGAGCAUGGGAAUUCUUUAUCGUGCAUGUGCCAUCAUAUUCCCUCAUAUCUUUUCUGAAUUUAAAUACAUCUUUUAUAGAUUUUUUAGGCCUUUGCAAUGAGUGUUAACUGAUUGAUAUUUUGUAUCAUAUCAUCAGACAAAAUAAUAGUUAUUAUAAAGUCCCAGUUAAAAAACCCUUCACUAAAAUUG